UCUCUCUCUACCUGACUCUGUCCUAUUAAAUCUCUCCACUCCUCCCCCCGAAAAAGAGAGCAGAAAGUCAGGAAAAUAUAACAACUUGUGCAGACCUAAGUCAACGGGCUAGUGGUGAUGAUGAUGAUGAUGAUGAAGAACAAGCCCUAAUUUAAGAGGGAGAAAAAAAGGACCCCAGGCACUCAGUGAUGUGGAAAAAAGGCUCAUCAUUCUGGUGUAUUUUCUAAAGACGGCGCGCUCUCUGAGCAGAUGACUGCCACUCACCUUGCCACGGGGUCUGCUUGAGAUUGGUUCAUUGUCAAGAUUUUUUUUAAUUUAUUUUUUUUACCCAUGAUUCCAUAUGGUAUGGAGCAGGCUACAUGUUUCCCAACAUGCCAGUGCGAAUGUUUUCUCAAUUAGGCGUCUUAUCUCCGGUGAGUGCGCUAGCAUCAGAUGGAACUUGCUGACAGUGUAAUGGCAGGCAAAACCACGGAAGGCUCCAUCAAAUGGCAGCUCUGCUACGACAUCUCAGCCAGGACUUGGUGGAUGGAUGAGUUCCAUCCUUUCAUCGAAGCUCUGCUGCCCCACGUGCGAGCGUUUGCCUACACAUGGUUCAACUUGCAGGCCCGCAAGAGAAAGUACUUCAAGAAGCAUGAGAAGCGCAUGUCUAAGGAAGAGGAGCGCGCGGUAAAGGACGAGCUGCUCAGCGAGAAGCCUGAGGUCAAGCAGAAGUGGGCAUCACGCCUCUUGGCCAAGCUCCGCAAGGACAUCCGGCCAGAGUUCCGGGAGGAUUUUGUGCUCACGGUCACCGGGAAGAAGCCCCCGUGCUGCGUGCUGUCCAACCCCGACCAGAAGGGUAAGAUGAGGAGGAUCGACUGCCUGCGUCAGGCCGACAAAGUCUGGAGGUUGGAUCUGGUCAUGGUCAUUUUAUUCAAAGGUAUUCCCCUCGAAAGUACUGAUGGCGAAAGGCUGGUAAAGUCCCCACAGUGCUCGAACCCAGGGCUGUGUGUGCAGCCUCAUCACAUUGGAGUUUCUGUGAAGGAGCUUGACCUCUACUUGGCCUACUUUGUUCAUGCAGGUAAGUCCCUCUUUUGUUUCUCAACUCUCUAA
Messenger RNA from Oncorhynchus keta (chum salmon), 1089 nucleotides. RefSeq names its product nuclear factor 1 A-type-like. Gene Ontology annotation, cellular component: nucleus. Gene Ontology annotation, molecular function: DNA-binding transcription factor activity, RNA polymerase II-specific; RNA polymerase II cis-regulatory region sequence-specific DNA binding. The record is from RefSeq and is a predicted model, not a curated record. The transcript has 2 exons. Bases 433 to 1089 code for a protein of 218 amino acids. Gene Ontology annotation, biological process: regulation of transcription by RNA polymerase II. NCBI's taxonomy places the organism in Eukaryota, Metazoa, Chordata, Actinopteri, Salmoniformes, Salmonidae.